CGUCAUGACGGCAGAUGUGCGGUCGUGAGUGUUUCCAUUCCACCGCCAGCGCCUUCCACCAACUACUCACGGACACCGCACGUCAGAGGCUCUCCCCCUUGUCAUGGCGCCACCGAUUCCAGAGAACUCAUUGCGGCAAUUCUACGGGCGUGACCUGGCGCUGGACGCACUCGUCGCCAACCUUCGCCAGCGCGACGACCCGGUCAUGUUUCGCGAGUACACGUUGGAUUUGACAAAACCGAUCGCGGACUCGGUGUUUGAAGUGGCCAAGCCGAAGCGAAGGUCGUUUGUCGCCAAACUCACGUCGAGACAAGCUGAGAUGUCGUUGUUUCACCACAUGAACAAUCCAGACAUCCCCGGUGUCCCGGACUACAUCGUCGAGUGGGAAACGUUUGGUGAUGUAGCAUUUGAAGGACUUGGAGCGUGCCACGUCGUCGUGAUGAAAAAGUCGACGAGUGUGAAGGCGCUCUUCGCAGGAAAGCAAGCCCAAGACCUCUUUUGGGCCAAAGUGCAAUGCGUUCAAAGCGUCGCCAGCGCUCUCAAGUUUCUGCACAGCCAAGGAUACAUUCACGGUAACUUUACGCUCGACCAUGUUGUGUUCGACAACUACAGGGCGAAGCUCCUGGGAUUUGGCAACGCGACGCAGAUCAACCGAGAGAUGGAGCUGUACUGCACGCCCGAAUAUUGUCCGCCGGAAAUGGCCACGCGGCUCGUCGACGGCGACGACUACCUGCAGCCACUGAUCGCGAGCGAUACAUACGACGUGUGGGGCAUGGGAGUCGGCAUCCUCAAGCUGUUUUCCCCUCUGAUGCAACUCAAAGAGUUUAUGAAUCUGACAAACGAAGAGAUUUUGAUGGCGAUUGCCCAUCCGUCGUUCAACUUGGAAGCGAGCAUCGCCGCCUGUGGCCUCAACACGUCCCAAAAGAACCACCUGCGCCGCCUCCUCGACCCGAAUCCGGCGACGAGAGGCACUCUCGACGACCUGGACAACCUCAUCCCGAAAAACGUGACGACUCCCAGCCACACGUCGGCCGACGUGACUGUUCAAAUGGAAAAGUACAAAGUGCCGUGUCUGUGGGGCGUGGAAGAAAAGAACGGCGUCGGGUUCAUCUCGACGGUGGAGAAGAUCUUGCUGCGAACGGAAUUCCGCCUGACGUUCUACUGCGAAAUGCGCGGGCCCGACCUCAAGUGCGAGCCGUUCGACGACAUCAACUGCGACAAGCUCGUGUUCAAGGUCAAUCACGAAGUCGUGCGCAAGCUCAUCCCGGUGUUGCGCGUCACGUGCGGCUUGUUCAAAAUCCUGGGGCUGCUGGCGGAGGCGGCGACGAACGCGGUCGACGUGUUUUCGAUACCAGACAGCGCAUACACCAACCUCACGGCCGCCGUCCACGCGCUGGAGACGGUCGAAAAGAAUGUGCAAAAGCUCAACGUCGAAGACAAGCUCGAGAAGGUUGUGAAUGUGCUCGAGGGAGACAGCAACGUCAGCGCCGACAUGCUCGAGCAAGCGGCCAAGACAACCCAAGCAACGUUUGACGCGUUCCGAAACGACGACGAGUUGUACGAAAAGCUGCUCAGCUUGCUCUCGACCAUCCAGUACAACUGGCAGGAACAUCGCAUUGUCGGUGGCCUUGUCAAAAAGGUGUACAGGUCUGGAAUCAAUGCUGGCCAGCUCCGCUGGAUGUGCAGAGCCCAUGCCGAGCGCGACGCGUCGCUCUUGUACGACGGCGCACUUCCAUCGUAAAUAUCUCCGCCAUGCCACCCUCGACUCGAGUGCGUGUUGUCCGCUGGACACGGCUCCGGUUCGUGGCGCUUUGGCCCCCGUCUUUGCCAUGGUGUUUGAAACAUGUCGACCUUUUGUGUGAUAAGUAGCAACCAUCCAUC
Messenger RNA from Aphanomyces invadans, 1881 nucleotides. RefSeq names its product serine/threonine protein kinase. The record is from RefSeq and is a predicted model, not a curated record. The transcript is spliced from 2 exons. Gene Ontology annotation, biological process: protein phosphorylation. NCBI's taxonomy places the organism in Eukaryota, Oomycota, Saprolegniomycetes, Saprolegniales, Verrucalvaceae. The coding region runs from base 104 to 1741 and encodes 545 amino acids. Gene Ontology annotation, molecular function: protein kinase activity; ATP binding.